AUGGCAGCAACUGUAACACGUGUAGUGAUCAUUCUCAGUGUCUGGAUGCUGGCGAAUGCUAUGUACUAUCACUCCGCAGAAAAAGAAGAGAAAUGCAUUAUAGAGGAUCUUCCUGCUGAAAUGCUGGUCACAGGUCGUUACAAGAUACAAAAGUGGGACUUAGGCCAACAUGACUUCCUUGCUUCUGCUCCCGGCCUUGGAAUGAUUGUGACUGUCAAGGCUCCGAAUAAUGAGGUACUGCUCUCCAAAUUGUACGGACCGGAUGGAAAGUUUACAUUUACGUCACACACUGCUGGAGAACAUGCUAUCUGCAUGCAAUCGAAUUCCACAAACCUCAUUGCGUUUGCGUCAAACAGAUUGCGCAUACACUUGGACGUUCAGGUUGGUGAACACCCUUUUGAUUACUCAGCUGUGGAUCCAAAGGACAAAGUAAAAGAAGUCUCCAACAUUCUAGAAAACCUUCAAGGAGAAAUGAGCCAUAUCACGAAAGAACAGGAAUAUCAGCGGGAGCGAGAAGAAUAUUACCGACAGAAGAGUGAAGACAUGAACAGCAAUGUUUUAUGGUGGGCUAUUAUUCAAACCCUCAUCCUCACCUCUGUUGGCAUCUGGCAGAUCAAACGCUUAAAAGAUUUCCUCAUCGCCAAGAAAGUUGUAUAA
Nanorana parkeri is the source of this 657-nucleotide messenger RNA. Its product is annotated as transmembrane emp24 domain-containing protein 11-like. The coding region runs from base 1 to 657 and encodes 218 amino acids. The record is from RefSeq and is a predicted model, not a curated record. The transcript has 5 exons. NCBI's taxonomy places the organism in Eukaryota, Metazoa, Chordata, Amphibia, Anura, Dicroglossidae. Gene Ontology annotation, biological process: Golgi organization; intracellular protein transport; endoplasmic reticulum to Golgi vesicle-mediated transport. Gene Ontology annotation, cellular component: Golgi apparatus; endoplasmic reticulum-Golgi intermediate compartment; endoplasmic reticulum.